CGCGACUCAUAGAAUGGUCAGAAAGGUUGGAGAGAUUAUACAAGACAAAAAUAUUGUUUUCCUGUAAUGCAGGCUUGUUCAAGUGUCUCUGGAGCUCAGUUGUCUCAGGAAAUCAACAAUGUGGACUGACUCCAACCAUUUAACAGAAUUUUGGGGGACUGCUGCAUAAGGACAUGGCUGGAUAUUUCCCCUCUGGAGCCCCUGAUAAACCACCAUCGCUGGACCACAAUAUGAAUAAUAAUAACCUCCCAAUCAAACAGAACCCCUCCCCAGGAGAGAAGGAGUGUGUAUUUUUUGUUUCAUCACCAUCUCCAGAGGCUAUCCCCUCGCCAAUUUCUGGAUCCCCCAUUUUACCCCACCACCCCAUCUCCCCACCACUGUUACAGAAAAUUCAGUCCGAGUCACCCCAGAGGUCCCCAAAGAUUCCCCACAAAGACUUAACUCCUCUCAUACAGGGUACAUCUCCUCCAAUGACAGUUCCUCUGAAAUCAAAUGAUAAACUGGUGGCCCCUUCUUCCAAUGGGGGUCAGAGAACCAAUCCAAAAAUACUAGAAAAACAGCAAGCUCUCAGCACAAACACUUCCAAAAAUGGGGAUGAUAGUAAAACUACACAGGGCAUUAGUUCUGUUAACAGAUCUCUAGGUGACUCUAAGGUUGUGGAAUCAUCAGAAAACAAGGUUGUGAAAAGACAGAAAAAUGUUUCCAUAGCAACUGAAAGCAAUGGAGAAGAAUCCACUAGAGAUGUAGGAACAGAUACUGCCACUGAUUCUGAUCGCAAACCUGACCUCUCUAUAUACAGAGUGAUGAGGGGUGUGAGCUUCUUUGAACCAGAAGAGGGAGAUAUUGACACAUCGUCUGUAGAAUUACGAAACAGCGGGCGACAGCGGGGCGAGCUACGACAUGCAAUGUCAGAGGUCCUGCCGAAUGAAGUUCGACUCCGUAAGCGCAGCCAGACAAUGGCUCAUGUCAAGGAGCAUGCCUAUGGCAGGCUUCAGGAGGAACUCUCCAAGGCCCAGGAGGAGCUGAAGCUGAAGGACGAGGAAUGUGAGAAGUUACUGAAGGUCAGAGACCAGAUGGGGGAAGAACUGGAGGAACUCACUGCAAGUCUGUUUGAGGAAGCCAACAACAUGGUACAGGACGCUAAUAUCAAGAGAAUGCACUCAGAGAAACUGCUGAGGGAAGCUCAUCAACAGAUUGAGGUCCUUCAGGCCGAGGUGGUAGCCUUGAAACAGCUGGUCCUCACCUCUACCCCUGCUUCCCCAAACAAGCACCUGCACCCCCAGAUAGCUACCACGAUGGCUGCUGAGAAGGAGAAGCCAAAGUCCAGCAAGCCAUUCUGGAAGACUCACCGUCGCUCCACUAGCCACCAUGAGUUUACGAAGGAGGCCAGACAAGAAGUGGAGGCCCAACAAGAGGCAAAGGCUGACCGAUGCAAAGAGACAGAAAAUGGUGACGGCACGAUUGACAGCACAAUUUACGAGGAGUUUGUCGAGUGGAGACAGAAGCCUUCCCUAGAGUUAUCUAAUGCCUUCCUGAACCGAAUGUAUGUUGAAGACAUAGGCCCCUGCCUGAACUUCUCUAAUGUAGCUCUGGCAGAAAAAGUGAAGAGUUGUGUGGCCAGCAAUAGUCUGACUAUAGAACCCAUUCCAGGUGAUAGUUCCUAUCCGAGGAAGUGUCGCUUGACAGAAAACAACAAAUUAUGUAACUACAAAAUAAAGCUGGGAGAGGACUCAGAAUGGUACUCUAUAUCUCAGCUCUGUAGGAAUAGGAUUGCAGCUGUUUGUGAUUUCUAUACAUACAUUCGAUACAUUAACCAAGGUUUAGUGAAAAGUGAAGACAAGGAUGCUUUUUAUGAAGUUGUGAGAUUAAGGAAGAAAAUGGCCCUGUCCAGACUUGGUUACUCCUAGUUUGUUAGUGAACACAUCAUAUGUUAGUGAUUUACAGGCCACAUUUAACAUGUUAGUGAUAUUUCACUUGCCAUUGUAUAGUUCUUACCAAGGAGACUUUCAGGUAUCAGUGCCAUCCAAUCCACACUCCUUUGUUUAGAAGGAGACACCUGUCACCGCAUGAGAGACAAAAAAUUAGAGAAAAGCUUUGUGAAAUCAUAUAUAACGUGGAAAAUGUUGUGUAACAUGAUUUCAUACACAAAUUAUAGUUUGUUUAUGUUGUCAUGAUCGUGGGAUUUUUGUUUAACAGAGAACCUACCUGGUUUCCAUUUGUCUUUUCAGGUAUAGUUUAGAUCAAAGUGCAAAUAAGCACACUUUUAUUGUGUACUUAUUUAGGUUAUAUUUUUGUCUUCUUUUGUUUUUUAAGUGCAGGAUUCUUUUGACUGUAUGCAUUACAGUUAACAGUUAUUAGAAUUUUAACAUGUACAAGUCCAAAUGCAACCUUUUUCUUCCACUGGUAGGUUCAAAGCAGUAGAGUCACAGUUCCGUCAUAGACUUCUGUUUUCAGUCUUUCCAAGAAUAACUUGGUUGGCAGUUUUUGCUAGGAAAAAAAUGUAUCCUGUUGUUGAACGCCUCAUAUUUUUCUUAAUUUGAGACUUGUAGCCCAAAAUUGAUUAUCAUUAAUCAUAAGAAUUCUUGUUUAUAGCAAUCACAAUCACACAAAAAUGGUUAAUCAAACUAUAUGUUUACUUGGAGUAGCCCACCAGAACAAUACAUAAAUUUUAUAUAUUGCAGAUAUUUAUUAUAAAUGAUUCAGAUGACUUAGAGGGAUGAAUGGUGAUAUCUUACAUUGUAAGCAUGUAAAGUUUUUUAAUGUACAUGUACAAGAGUUGUGUAUACUGUAUAUAGAAUUGUAUAUAUGUAUAUUAUUUUAAAAUAUUGUUGAAUGAAAAUAUAUGAAGAUGUUAUUGAAAAAAUAAUGGUACUAAUGAAAGUGAUGUAUAUUUUCAUUGUACAGAUUCACUGGAGAAAAUAUUUUCAGUUAAAAAUCAUUGCUUUAAACAUUACACUCUCUUUCCUGUGUGUUGUUCUGAUUUGCUUUAGUUUUGAAUUUCCAAACAUGUGCCAAACCAGCUCUCUAAACCAUGGGAAAUAUGCACUGUUAAAUUAACUAUAUCAACAUGUUAAAAUUGCAUUUGAAAAGGGUAUUGUUUAAUAGUAUUGUUUAUUAUCUGCAUAUGAAGUUAUAAGAUUCUAACAAAAAUGUUAUUAUAUUUUGUUGUUAGAAAUAUAUAUAUAUUUAUCUACAAUUCAUAACUGUUGAUGCAAUUUUAUAAUAGCUGUGUUUUUGUGCAAUAUGUGGUACAUAAUUAUGUAAU
Messenger RNA from Saccostrea echinata, 3265 nucleotides. RefSeq names its product rab-3A-interacting protein-like. The transcript has 13 exons. Gene Ontology annotation, molecular function: guanyl-nucleotide exchange factor activity. The record is from RefSeq and is a predicted model, not a curated record. Bases 174 to 1907 code for a protein of 577 amino acids. Gene Ontology annotation, biological process: exocytosis. Lineage: Eukaryota; Metazoa; Mollusca; Bivalvia; Ostreida; Ostreidae. Gene Ontology annotation, cellular component: Golgi to plasma membrane transport vesicle.